Molecule: messenger RNA, 414 nt
Organism: Trichomonas vaginalis G3
Lineage: Eukaryota; Parabasalia; Trichomonadida; Trichomonadidae
Product: nucleoside diphosphate kinase family
Exons: 1
Coding region: 1-414 (137 amino acids)
Biological process (GO): GTP biosynthetic process; UTP biosynthetic process; CTP biosynthetic process
Molecular function (GO): nucleoside diphosphate kinase activity
Source: RefSeq, a predicted model, not a curated record
AUGUCUGAGGAACAACAUACUUAUGCUAUGAUCAAGCCAGGUUACGAAAAGUACUGGGGCAAGGUCAUCGACCGCAUCGAGGAGGAAGGUCUCCACAUCGUCCAGAUGAAGACAAUGAGAUUCGACAUGGACUUCGCUUCCAAGUUCUAUGCUGAGCACGUUGGCAAGGGCUUCUUCGCCGACCUCGCCGGCUACAUGACAUCAGGCACAAUCGUCGCCCUCGAACUCGCUGGUCCAAACGCUAUCGCUAAGUGGCGUGAGAUCAUCGGCCCAACAAAGAAGGAAGUCGCUGUCGAGAAGGCUCCAAACUCCCUCCGCGCUCUCUAUGCUCGCUCAACAACAGAGAACCUUUGCCACGGCUCUGAUGCUCCAGAAACAGCUGCUCGUGAAAUCGCUUUAGUCUUCGGCAAGUAA